AAGAACAUCCUGACUUGUGAAAUGGAGCAGUGGGUGUGAUUUUGGUUUUCCGCUGAGUUUGACCGUCAGAUGAAGAUAAUAUAAGGUGAGAUGUGGUCAUUUACACACACCACUCCAGUCAGAACAUCAUUCCUUUGCUCAGCCACCUAACUAUCCCACUCCCAAAGUCAUGGAAUCUGCCAUUAACGUGCUCGUCUCCCAGUUCAAGACUUACGCAGGGAAAGAUGGCUCUGCGAACACUCUGAGCAAAGAUGAGUUUCAGAGCCUGGUCACUUCCCAGCUCCCAAACUUUGUAAAGAAUGCCUCUGACCCGGCCACCAUUGAUCAGCUCAUGAACUCAUUGGACGAGAAUAACGACGGAGAGCUGACGUUCCUGGAGUUCUGGCAGCUGAUUGGCAGUGUGGCGAGCCAACAUGGCGGCUUUAGCCAAUAAAGAAACCUGAAGUAUUAGUCAACUUGAAGAAAAUCACUUUAAUUUUACCUUGUGACUUUAUGUAAUUAUAACAUUGCGCAGUUAAUGAUUGUCCAAAGCAGGUGACGGCAAAUA
Molecule: messenger RNA, 547 nt
Organism: Sinocyclocheilus anshuiensis
Lineage: Eukaryota; Metazoa; Chordata; Actinopteri; Cypriniformes; Cyprinidae
Product: protein S100-A11-like
Exons: 3
Coding region: 170-433 (87 amino acids)
Cellular component (GO): perinuclear region of cytoplasm
Molecular function (GO): calcium-dependent protein binding; transition metal ion binding; calcium ion binding
Source: RefSeq, a predicted model, not a curated record